AUGUCUAAGCUAAAUCCACAUACAAAACAUAGAGAAUUCAGUGGUGUUUAUGGUGCUUUAUCAAUUACAAUUUUCUUACCAACACUCAUAUAUUUUUUUGCAUUAAUCACAAAUCAACAUUAUUCAAUCCAGGGCAUAAAUAUUGAUAUAAAUAAAAUUAUAGCUCAAUUGCCUUCUAAUACUCAAGCUUUAAUUAAUUUAUUUUUUGACGCUAUAUGUUGGAAAUAUUAUUUAUCUUGGUUUUUCACCUUAGUUGUUUUUGAUCAGAUCAUACCGGGUACAAUCCUAAAUGGAGUAAAAUUAAGAGAUGGUACAAGUUUAGUAUAUAAAAUUAAUGGAUUAGCAAUGAGUGGAAUAUUGAUUAGUGUAUUAUUAUCACGUUUAUUUACAUCUGAGGAUUAUUACCUCCCAGAAUUGGAAUUCAUCUAUGAAAAUCAAACAAAAUUAACAGCUACAACAAUUUUAUUUUCAUUUUUAUUAGCUGUUUUUGUUUAUAUUACUAGUUUUAUCCCUUUAAGAUCCAAAAAUGGAACAGGAACUAAUGAAAGAAUUUUAUCCAUUAAUGGUAACACUGGUAAUAUUAUUUAUGAUUGGUUUAUUGGUAGAGAAUUAAAUCCAAGAAUUGGUGGUUGGGAUAUUAAACUAUUCUGUGAAUUGAGACCAGGUAUGUUAUUAUGGUUACUUAUAAAUCUUUCAGCUUUACAUCAUCAAUAUCAUAAUUUAGGUUAUAUUACUGAUUCUAUGAUUUUAGUCAAUUUUAUGCAAGCAUUUUAUAUAUUUGAUGGAGUUUUAAAUGAAGAAGGUUGUUUGACAAUGAUAGACAUUACAACUGAUGGAUUUGGUUAUAUGUUAAGCUUUGGUGAUUUAGCUUGGUUACCAUGGUCAUAUUCAUUACAAACUAGAUAUAUGAGUAUAAAAGGUAAUGAAGUAAAUUUAGGUAUAUUUAAAUCUAUUUCAAUUUUAGGAUUAAUGUUUCUCGGAUUUUAUAUAUUUAAAUCUGCAAAUCGUGAAAAAUCAUUAUUUAGAAAUGGUAAAAUUUCAAAUUUAAAAUAUAUUCAAAGUGAAAAGGGUAACAAAUUAUUAGUUGAAGGUUGGUGGGGAUUAUCACAACAUAUAAAUUAUUUUGGAGAUUGGUUAAUUGGAGUUUCUUGGUGUUUACCAACAGGGUUUCAAACACCAUUAACUUAUUUUUAUGUUAUUUAUUUUGCUAGUUUAUUAAUCCAUAGACAAGUUAGAGAUGAAAUGAAAUGUAAAGAAAAAUAUGGUAAAACUUGGGAUGAAUAUAAUAAAAUAGUUCCUUGGAAGAUUAUUCCAUAUAUUUAUUAA
Messenger RNA from Insectozyma verbasci, 1326 nucleotides. NCBI's taxonomy places the organism in Eukaryota, Fungi, Ascomycota, Pichiomycetes, Serinales, Debaryomycetaceae. The record is from the annotation of a GenBank genome assembly.